Molecule: messenger RNA, 479 nt
Organism: Daldinia caldariorum
Lineage: Eukaryota; Fungi; Ascomycota; Sordariomycetes; Xylariales; Hypoxylaceae
Exons: 3
Coding region: 1-414 (137 amino acids)
Biological process (GO): secondary metabolite biosynthetic process; amino acid activation for nonribosomal peptide biosynthetic process
Cellular component (GO): cytoplasm
Molecular function (GO): phosphopantetheine binding
Source: RefSeq, a predicted model, not a curated record
AUGGCGUGGACAGUCUCAUUCAUGAGCAGUGUUGCGGCCACAAGCACUUGCAGCGUUGAUCGGGAUGUGUUUGUGCCUCUUUGCUCUGAGAAGUCGCGAUGGACGGCCGUCGCUAUGCUUGGGGUGAUUAAGGCUGGCGGCAUCAAGGGCCCAUGGACUUCUCUACCAGCGGCCCCGGGAGAUGCCCUCUAUGCUGUCUUCACUUCCGGCUCAACUGGCACCCCUAAAGGAGUAGUUAGCAACCAUUCAUCAUCCGGUGCUGCGAUCCGUCCGUAUAGUCAAGCCGUCGAGUUUGAUAAGGAUUCGCGAUUUUUCCAAUUCGCUUCCUAUGCAUUUGACGUUACCAUCUUUGACACGCUCAUGGCUUUGAUCAAUGGUGGAUGUAUUUGUGUCCCCUCGGAUGAUGACCGCUAGAGCGAUGUCACAACGGCAAUUCAACGAUUCCGAGCUACCCACUGUGGCUUCACGCCAACCGUUGC